Molecule: messenger RNA, 1590 nt
Organism: Dipodomys ordii (Ord's kangaroo rat)
Lineage: Eukaryota; Metazoa; Chordata; Mammalia; Rodentia; Heteromyidae
Gene: Slc29a2
Product: solute carrier family 29 (equilibrative nucleoside transporter), member 2
Exons: 11
Biological process (GO): thymine transport; hypoxanthine transport; uridine transmembrane transport
Cellular component (GO): basolateral plasma membrane; plasma membrane
Molecular function (GO): nucleoside transmembrane transporter activity
Source: RefSeq, a predicted model, not a curated record
CCCCACAGCUACCACCUGGUCGGGACCAGCUUCUUCAUCCUGGGGCUGGGCACCCUGCUGCCCUGGAACUUCUUCAUCACUGCCAUCCCGUACUUCCAGGAACGCCUGGCAGGGGUCAACAACACAGCUGGCAACCUGAGCACCAACCACACAGGCCCCACCGACACCUACAACUUCAACAACUGGCUGACACUGCUGUCCCAGCUGCCCCUACUGCUCUUCACCCUCCUCAACUCCUUCCUGUAUCAGUGCAUCCCUGAGUCUGUGCGCAUCCUGGGCAGCCUGCUGGCCAUCCUCUUCCUCUUUGCUCUGACAGCAGUAUUGGUCAAGGUGGACGUGAGCCCCGGGCCCUUCUUUUCCGUCACUAUGGCCUCCGUCUGGUUCAUCAACUCCUUCUGUGCAGUGCUACAAGGCAGCCUCUUCGGGCAGCUGGGCACCAUGCCGUCUACCUACAGCACCCUGUUCCUCAGUGGCCAAGGCCUCGCUGGGAUCUUCGCAGCACUCGCCAUGCUCAUGUCCAUGGCUAGCGGUGUAGAUGCCCAGACUUCCGCCCUCGGCUACUUCAUUACACCCUGUGUGGGCAUCUUCAUAUCCAUCGUUUGCUACCUGAGCCUGCCCCACCUGGAGUUUGCCCGCUACUAUCUGGCUAAGAAGCCAUCACAGACCCCCGUUCAGGAGUUAGAGACCAAAGCUGAGCUCCUCCAGGCUGAUGAGAAGAAUGGAAUCCCCAACAGCCUGCAGAAGGCAGCCCUGACUCUAGAUCUUGACCCUGAGAGGGAGCCAGAGCCAGAAUCAGAGGAGCCGCAGAAGCCAGAGAAACCUUCAGUGCUGGUUGUGCUCCGGAAGAUCUGGCUGACAGCGCUGUGCCUUGUGUUGGUCUUCACCGCCACCCUGUCUGUCUUCCCAGCCAUCACAGCCAUGGUGACCAGCAUCACCAGUCCCGGGAAGUGGAGCAAGUUCUUCAACCCAAUCUGCUGCUUCCUGCUUUUCAAUGUCAUGGACUGGCUGGGCCGGAGCCUGACCUCCUACUUCCUGUGGCCAGAAGAGGACAGCCGCCUGCUGCCCCUGCUCGUGUGCCUGCGCUUCCUCUUUGUGCCACUCUUCAUGCUGUGCAACGUGCCCGAGCGAACCCGGCUGCCCAUCCUCUUCAAGCAGGACGCCUACUUCAUCACCUUCAUGCUCCUCUUCGCCAUUUCCAACGGCUACCUGGUGUCCCUCACCAUGUGCCUGGCACCCAGGCAGGUCCUACCACAUGAGAGGGAAGUGGCAGGCGCCCUCAUGACAUUCUUCCUGGCCCUGGGACUGUCCUGUGGAGCCUCUCUGUCCUUCCUCUUCAAGGCAUUGCUCUAAGGGGCCAUCGGGGCUCCCAGUAGCCCCCUUCACACCCCUGCUGAGCCUUGGUCUGCAGGAGGUAGAAGGAGCAAGAGCAGCUCUCAGCCAUUAGCUGGUGGCUUCUUGGGGUGCUACGAGGAGGAAUCUGCCGGGGGUCAUUCUGCCCUCCCCUAGGAAUGAGACAGGACAAAAAGAAAUGAAUUUCAUCUAGAUGUAUGAAAAGUGCAUUAGCCAGAUGUCAGUGGCUCACGCCUGUAA